AUGACAACUCAGAGAGCACCAGCGAGCACAGAGGAGCCACGGCAGGACAGGAACCUGCAGCUGCCCAGUGAGGUCAUUCAGCGGCUCAGAAACGUCAUCUUUGGCUUUGACUUUUUUGUGACCAAAGUGGAGAACUACCAGGCCAAUGGUGUCAUCUUCAAAGGCAACCUCAGAGGCAAUCCAGCCACCGCAUAUGACCGCAUUGCUGCCCGCUUGAAGGGUGAGCUUGGGGAGGAGUAUGUGCUGUACCUGCUGGAAGACCAGGAAGAGCAGCCAGUGGCUGUCAUCUUGCCCAAGGACGCGGCAGAGCAGCCACUGCCUGCCACACAAGAGGCCCUGUUGAGCGCUGCAUUUGGCCUUGCAACUCUGGUGACCCUCCUCAACGCCAAUGGGCUGCUGCUGCUGCAGCCUGAUCAGCUUGACCUUAGCCCCGGCAGUGUCCUGUCUGCCCUGCCUGGCACUAUCCUCUUCUUCCUUCUGCUCGCGGCGCACGAGGCAGGUCACAGGGUGGCAGCAAAGCAGGAGGGAGUGGAGCUAGGCACCCCGCUCUUCGUGCCGGCCGGCCUGGGCUUUUUGGGCUCCUUCGGUGCGAUCACAUCCUUCAGGAGCACGGUGCCGGACAGGGCGACGCUGCUGCAUGUGGCCGCAUAUGGCCCGGCGUUUGGCGCAGCCGCCUCCUUAGCCAUGCUGCUUGCCGGGCUCGCGCUGUCCGCUGCCGGCGUCGGCGACGGGGAACUGCAGCCGGCCGCCUUCCAGGACAGCCUCCUCGUGGGCGUUUUAGGUCAGCUGUUUGUGGGGUCGAAGCUUGCACAGGGCGCCACAGUGAGUCUCAACCCGCUCCUGGCCGCAGGCUGGGCCGGCCUCCUGGCCAAUGCACUCAACUGCAUCCCAGUCGGUGUGUUGGAUGGCGGCAGAAUAGCACAUGGGCUGUGGGGCAGGAGGAAUGCUGGCAGGCUGAACAUCAUCGGCCUCUUCCUUCUGGGAGUUACUGGCAUAUUCGACACGUUGUCGCUGUUCUGGGUUCUCUUUGUCAUCUUUCUGCAGCGUGGGCCCAUCUCCCCACAGCGGGAGGAGCUGAGUCAGCCUGAGUCUCAGCAAGACAGGGUGCUCGGCCUGUGCCUGCUGGGUCUGUCUCUGCUGGUGCUGCUGCCUUAUCCUGGUGCAAUCAUUCCAGAGACUGUAUUCUGA
This is a messenger RNA of Coccomyxa subellipsoidea C-169, 1188 nucleotides long. RefSeq lists its product as hypothetical. The record is from RefSeq and is a predicted model, not a curated record. NCBI's taxonomy places the organism in Eukaryota, Viridiplantae, Chlorophyta, Trebouxiophyceae, Coccomyxaceae. Gene Ontology annotation, biological process: proteolysis. Bases 1 to 1188 code for a protein of 395 amino acids. The transcript has 7 exons.